Molecule: messenger RNA, 1877 nt
Organism: Pieris brassicae (large cabbage white)
Lineage: Eukaryota; Metazoa; Arthropoda; Insecta; Lepidoptera; Pieridae
Exons: 4
Coding region: 214-1278 (354 amino acids)
Molecular function (GO): DNA binding
Source: RefSeq, a predicted model, not a curated record
CUUAUCUAAUUCUAGCCGCUAGCGGCACCGAGCACUAACUCAAAUUUUAAUUUACAUUUCAAUUUUCAUUAAUAAAUAGUGUUUAUUACACUAUUUAUUUAAUUAUUUUUAUAUUUAUGGGAUUGAGGUGAAGUGUUGUGCAGUGUACUUGAAAUUACUAGUUUGCCAAUAAGUGAAUGUAAUAGUGCAACCACACUAUAUUAUAUUAGAAUAAUGAACCAUAAAUCAAAUAAAGAAUUCUUUGUACUGCAGUUUCUAGAAAGGCCAUAUGCUUUUUUGGAUGAAUUUAUUUAUAUACCUACAAGUGACGCUAUUCAAACCAAUGAUAGAAAAUUCACUGUGUUCACAUAUCCCAUUGAUCCAGGCAUGAAGAAUAUAGUUUAUUAUGAUAAAUGGCCCUAUUUCUUGGGUAAACUGAAAUCAUCGGCAGUUACUGCACAAAGGGCAAGAACUAUUUGUAAAGACCUGAACUCUCGGAAACCAGAUGAUGAAGAUAGAGAUUUAAACGAUCCUGAGGAUAAUACAGCUGAUUUCGAAAAAAAUGAAAAAAAGCGAAAGGGUACAACACGUACAAAAACAAAAAAAAAAUCUAAACUUGGAGAAUUCACAAAGCCUCAAAAAAUAAAAGCUUUAGACGAUGAUGAUAUGUUAACGCCAGAAUUUCUGAAAUCUUUAACGAAAGAAUUGGAAUUAUACGAAGAACAACAGAAAGAACUAAAGGAAGCUCAAGAAAAAAUUUCCCAGAAAUCUUGUCUGCUUAAAGAGUUUAUAGAAAAAUUGAAAUCUUACAACAAUGAAGAGAAUACAGUCGAUGAUAAAUACCAGAAGCUAGUUGAAAUAAUCAAAGAGAAAGAAAAACAAAUCAAUGAACUUAAAUGGCAACUGAAAGGGAAAGGGAAAAAGGGGACAGAGGUUGCAAAUGACAAAGUAAAUUCUGUUACUCGAUGGACUUUGAGAUAUCCUGAAGAAACUGACGAUUCAUUCGAGUUAUUAAAUGACAGUGGUGUGUAUGUAAAUGGUGUAGCAAGUAACUACAUUAUAAGGGCGGCGAAAACGAGGACUGACUUAGCUCGCAUGCUUUUACACGAGGUAUUCACAGUCAAAGCUUUAACGACAUGCAAUUUUUAUUCACUGGAUUCACACGCUAGAAAUACUUUGGUAGAUGCUGUUGGAUGCAUCAGCCGACGUAAUGGUGUUGGCUUUGACAAUGUUUCAAAAGAAAAUAUUAUAAGAUCCAUCAAAAACCGGCUUUAUUAUAUUAACAAAAUACCAGCAUAAAUAAUUGUUAGGUUAAAAAGGUUGCAUGACCAAUUGUCUACCCAUUAUUUUUGAUCCGACAAAGUGGUCUAUGGUCUACCCUUCAGCUGCAUUUUGAUUAUAUUUUUAUUGUUAUUACAUAUUCUUUAGCUUAAUCAUUAUGUUUGUAUUUUAUGUGCCAUUUUUGAAUGUACGUAAGCCACAAAACUAGGCUUAAGGAGAAUGUACCUCAGGAAAGUGCUUGUGAUAAUCACAACUGUGAUGGCUUAUUUAGGGGAUGAGUCCAGGGUUCCAAUAUGUGAAGCGUUUAUAUAUGUCUUUAACACUUGUUAAAAUAAUAAGUGUUAAAAAUAUUGUUAAACUUUCAAUAUUCUUAAAAGUGUAGAGAAUUCUUAAAUGUUAGAAUUAUAUUAAAAAAUAAGUGAAAUGUUUUAAAAGCUUAUAUGUAUUAUGAAAUAUGAUGAUUUUACCAAUGAUACAGGUGUUAAAGGUUUGUUUUAAAUAAAUUGGGAAAAUAUAUUAUAAUAGCUAUUUACCUAAUAUUAAUUAUCACAAUAAUUUUAUAAACAAAGAUUUGAAUGUUCUACCUCAGUUUAAUACCUACUAUAAUUUUUAAUGUA